Molecule: messenger RNA, 1912 nt
Organism: Cryptococcus deneoformans JEC21
Lineage: Eukaryota; Fungi; Basidiomycota; Tremellomycetes; Tremellales; Cryptococcaceae
Exons: 8
Coding region: 68-1396 (442 amino acids)
Biological process (GO): transmembrane transport; basic amino acid transport
Cellular component (GO): fungal-type vacuole membrane
Molecular function (GO): basic amino acid transmembrane transporter activity
Source: RefSeq, a predicted model, not a curated record
AAUCAACUUUUGGACAGACAUUGACAGAAAGCGAACGCUGGAAAUCUGUGCUUCAAUCUUUGUCAAAAUGUUGUCUGAAACCAAUGAGCGGCAAUCACUUUUGCCAUCCGAAACGUCAACAAUUCGAGCUGUCUCUGAUAGCGAAGAAAACCCUAACAACGUAAGCGCUGGUUAUGGUGCUGCAGAGAGCCAAGCGCCCCCAAAAGAGGGGAAACUUCACCAUAAGAAGUUCAAGGAGAUAUGGGCACUCUUGAUAGGGUUGGCAUUUGCUGUCUUUUGUUCAGCCUUGGGAGCUACGAUAGUAGCCAAUUUGACCAUCGAAAUUGGAUCUUACUUUCAUGCUGGUGCUUUGUCAUCAUGGCUUGGUACAGCGUAUCUCUUAGGUUUGACGGCUAUGACCCCUCUCUACGGUCGUCUCGCCCAAGUGAUGGGUAGAAAAGGAGUGAUGAUACUUGCUUUGACGUUCUUCCUUAAUGGCACCUUCCUCUGUGCGAUCGCACCUACGAUGUACUUUAUGUUGUUUGCCCGAGCAGUUGCUGGUGCAGGCUGUGGUGGGCUUUUGACUGUAACUGCUAUCAUCAUCUCCGACCUGGUUUCAUUAGCCGACAGAGGACUGUAUCAAGGUGGGAUAAACCUCCUUUUUGGUGCAGGUUCGGCAAGCGGUGCUGUACUCGGUGGCUAUGUAUACGACAGAUUUGGCUGGCGUGCCGCCUUUUGGGUCCAAGUACCCCCCGUUACCUUUACUUUCAUCAUGGUACUUUGGAAACUUGAUGUCGAAAGAGAGAAGGGUGAGGAUGACGGAGGAAAGACUGCCUGGGAAAAGUUUAAACAUAUCGAUUGGUUAGGAAGUUUUGUGCUCAUGGUUGGCAUCUCGUCUUUCUCGAUCUUUUCUUCUCUUCUCACAUCCUCAGACUAUUCCUUCCGCCACCCUCUGCCCCUCACACUCCUUAUCACUUCCUCCAUCGCCUUCCCUCUCUUCUUUUACAUCGAGAAACGUGCCCAUCAGCCCAUUUUGCCUUUGUCACUCCUCACAAGGGCUCAGCCAAGUAUCGUCCUUGCUGGUUUCAUGCUGACUACCGCUACCAACUUCUCCCGGUUAUAUAUGCAACCUGUCUAUUUACAUGUCACGAGGGGACUGAACGGGUCUGAGACAGGUUUGCUUCUCAUUCCCAGCUCCAUCGUCGGCUCCUUCUCUUCCCUCUACGCUGGUUGGCACAUGCGUUAUUACAAAGAAUAUAAAUGGUUCCAAGUUGUCAUGUCUCUCAUCCCAUGGCUUCAGGCCAUUUCUAUCAUGGUCGGCUGGGGACCUGAAACCAGCAUUCAUCGACUGUGGAGCGAAAUGGCUCUUGGUGCUCUGGGAGGUGGUGCAGCCAUCACGUCAUUGUUAAGUAAAUGAUACAUCAAACAGCCGUCCAUUAAAGAACCGUGUUAACUUCCUGACAGCUUCACUGAUCGCCUGCGUCGAACCUAACGAAAUCUCUCUCGCCAUUUCUGCAUGUUACCUCUCCCGAGCCGUUGGCCAAGUCGUCGGCGUCGCCAUCUCAUCUUCUAUCCAACAAACCAUCCUUCUCUCCUCCCUUACUCGUCGCUUCCCAUCCAACCCGUCUCUUAUCAAGCGACUCAUUCAAGAACCUGCGGCGGUUUUGCCCAUCUUGGGCGACGCUGAUGCUUGGCAAGCGAGACUGGCAUACCUGGAUAGUAUUAGAGCAGUGUUUGGAUCUGCAGUCCUUGGUGGGAUUGCUUUGACUGCCAUAUGUGUAGCUAUCAGGGGAAGAACUCUUUGAUGUGAAGAUAACGAGUACAGUCGAGGUGCAAUUCCAGCGCGAUGGCAUUUUGUAUAUCUCACAGAUAGAAAAAAAGGUUAAAAGGGUUAGAUGUUGUAGGGGCUAUUGGUUAAAUGGUUAGAAUCCUG